AUGCAAGGGGUCACUCCCGGCCCGGGGGAGCAGCACGAAUGCGGGAUAGGAGCCGCCCCUGGGAAGCGUCUCUUCCAAGCCUGGGUGUGCGACUACUCAGUGACAUACUCGAGCCGACAUCUCACAAGACCAAGGCACAGGAUGCAUCGGAAGGAAUCGACAUCCUCUGGCUGCAGGCUUUGA
Molecule: messenger RNA, 183 nt
Organism: Pyricularia oryzae 70-15
Lineage: Eukaryota; Fungi; Ascomycota; Sordariomycetes; Magnaporthales; Pyriculariaceae
Exons: 2
Coding region: 1-183 (60 amino acids)
Source: RefSeq, a predicted model, not a curated record